Caenorhabditis elegans is the source of this 1364-nucleotide messenger RNA. It is a transcript of the gene bath-39, whose product is annotated as BTB and MATH domain-containing protein 39. The record is from RefSeq and is marked reviewed. The transcript has 4 exons. Bases 152 to 1156 code for a protein of 334 amino acids. NCBI's taxonomy places the organism in Eukaryota, Metazoa, Nematoda, Chromadorea, Rhabditida, Rhabditidae.
ACAGCCUGCGUGGGCUCGCUGCAUUGAAUAAAGCAGGUCCGCAAUGUCUCCUGGUGGUGUACGUAAACAUUGCAUCGAAUUUGACGACAAUUGGUGGAAGACAACAUUUUUAGUUUUGAUAAUAGUCUCAUUUCUUUCAACAAGAUUUAAAAUGUCGAUUCUUCAACCACUUGAAGAUUUGUCGGCUAAUAUCGUCACACUUGUUUUCAAUAUUUAUAAUUUUGAACAUCUCGAUGGUUCCUACACGUCUGACUUGAAAGAGCAUAAUGGGAUUUACUGGUGUGUCCGAAUUCAAUCAAACAAAGCGGCAAAAAGUCAAAAGCGCCGUGUCAGCAUUUACCUCGUUUGUAAUCCGAAUAAUUCAAGUCCCGACUGGUCUGUCACAACCUCAUUUGGAUUCCGAAUUAUCAACUCUUGGGGGAAAUCAAGAAAUAAGAUUUCCACGCUUUUCAAUCACACAUUCACAUCCAACGAAACAUCAAAGGGAACAAGUGGAUACUGUACAUGGGAUGAAUUGACGGCCGCUAAUUCUGGAUUUUUGGUAGAGGGAAGAUUUCAAAUUGAAUUUGAUUUGAAUGUAAACUCGUCGACUGGAAUUAGAAAAGAGAAGAUAAGCAAGGAAAAGUAUGAGAAAUAUAUUGCCGAUGGGGAGCUUAUCACUGAUGGAAAAACUGUCAAAGUCUGUCUUGCUCUUCUUGCUGAUAACUCACCAAUUCUCUACAAUCUUUUCUACGUCGAAAAACCUGGACAGACAACUUUUCAUAUUUUUGAUUUCACCUAUGAAGCAAUUCUUGGAAUGGUUUCGAUUCUUCAGUUGGACUCAUUCGAAGUUUCCGUAUACAACUACAGGGACCUUCUCGAACUCGGACAGCGUUAUCAAAUUCCUUCAGUCACUGAUAAGUGUGAGGAAUUUCUGUUAAAAACGCGAUACGUGUCAAUUGAAACAAAGCUGAAGCUGUCGGAAAUCUUCGAGUUACACUACUUACAGUUCCGAACUUUGGAACGUGUGACCUGCAUUCACCAUAUUGACAAUAUUCUUGAUGACCAUAUGGACAUCGGAGAAAAAACCUACGAUGCCCUACUGGAAAAAAUGAAACAUUUGAAAACUCAAGAAGAUGGACAGUUAUGCUCGUGCAAAAGAAAUCAUGUUAGAUGAUUAUCUAAUUUGUGAUUAAUGGAAACUUUGAAAUGUUGAUAUCUUGCUUUAUUUUUUAAACACAUGAUACUCAUUAUAUAUUUCUCGACUUAUUAUCAAAUUCUCUAAUUUACAGAAUAUUAUCAGUGAAGCUAUAAAAAUUCAUCCCGAUCCAUAUUUUAUGAUUAUUUACAAUUAAUGUAUCAACGAUAAACUUUAAAAUGUUCUU